This is a messenger RNA of Phoenix dactylifera (date palm), 1969 nucleotides long. The record is from RefSeq and is a predicted model, not a curated record. NCBI's taxonomy places the organism in Eukaryota, Viridiplantae, Streptophyta, Magnoliopsida, Arecales, Arecaceae.
ACUCCCCUCUUCUUUGCCUGCCCACCAUCGCCGAAUCUUUUUUCUUAACCUUCAUAUCCAUGAAAACUCUCUCAUAUAUUCCACCCAGCAAAACCCUCUAAUAUCACCACCCAAAGUGGCAAACCCACAAAUUCCGAAUCCCACACUCGGACACCGAUGCGAGUCACAUUUUGUGGUCCUUUUUUGAAGCCCUAGUUAAGGAUCGCGUAUAUAGCGAUCCUCUACGCGAUCUUCUCGCCACCACCGACUUCCCUUCGAUCCUUCUCUCUCCGAACCCUAACCCUAAACUAAUCCUCGCCAUGGAUUUCUUCAAAUCCGUGUUUGCCGCCGAUCCCGAUCCCUCCCCCUCCGACUCUCCCCGGCAGAUAUCCCCGCCGGACUCCCCCCGCCGUCCACCUGACGAGGAGGAGGAACGGGGCGGAGAAGCGCCGGCAACCUGUAGUCCUGACCCUAAUUCCCCUACCACCGGCGGCGGCGGCGGCGGUAGCGAAGCGUGGAGCUUCGGGGGGCUGAUCAAGACCAUCGCCUCGAAAAAGGAGCUCCGCUCCUUGAUCGAGACCUACCGCCGGGACCUGGAGGAGUUCGGCUCCGGCCUCAAGAAGGAGACGGCGGCGAUCCGGGAGGCCGCCACCCGCACCGUCCGGGACCUCCCGGGAUCCCUUGAGUCAGGCGCCUCCGUCGCCCAGGAGUCCCUCGAGUCCGUCGGCCAGGCCAUGGACGACAUCGGCGGCUCCGUCUGGCGAGGCACUGCCGAUAUCAUCUCCCAGAGCAAAGAAGCCCUCCUCGCCAUGGAAUCCGACGCUAAUUCCCCCGAUCUCUCCUCCAUUGACAUUGGGACGCAGAACCAGGCCGGUUCUUCGAGGAGGUACAGCCGGUUCGAGGCGCAGGUCCUUGCGAUCCAGUCUGAUCCGAGUACAUUCUCGGAGGAGCCCGAGGAUGCCGAGGAUUUCAAGCAGUGGAGGUUGCGGGUAAAUUUGGCAGAAAAGGAAGAGGAGAUCGAGAAUUUGUGCUAUGAGAAUGGGGCUCUGGAGGGAUUUCUCGGAAAGCUUGUGCCUACCGUCGUGAAUUAUGAUACCUUUUGGAGUCGGUACUACUACAGGGUUCAUAAGCUCAAGCAGGCAGAGGAUGCCAGGGUGAAGCUUGUCAAGAGGGUGAUUUCUAGAGAAGAGGAUGAGGAUGAUUUGAGCUGGGAGGUUGAUGAUGAUGAGGAAGAGGAAGAAAAUAAAGAGGAACAGAACGAAGAUGAGAAAGAGGAAAAGCAAGAUGAAAAAUUGAGAGUGCCUAAAGAAAAAGAAGUUGCUGAAGUAGAAGAAAACAAAGAUGAAGUAGAAAAAGAAACAAAGAAAGAAGACACUACCACCUCAGAAUAGCCAGAGGAGAAGAACGAGGUGUCUCAAGAUGAGAACUUGGGAGCAUCGGCAGCGAUGGCUGAGAGGGAGGCGCCAUCAACUGCAGAGAAGACAGAAAUUGCGGGAUCAAACAGGGAGGAAUUGAACUCCAAGGCAGAUUUGAACUCCAAAGCACAUGAUAACCCAUUGCCAGAAGCAAAAACAGAGAGUGGAGGUUCAUGCAAGGACAGUGAUGUUUCAGUGAUCUCAAGGCCUUCUAUGCCAGAGGAAGAUGAUCUUGGGUGGGAUGAGAUCGAAGAUCUCGGGGAGCAUGAUGAUAAGAAAAUUAGUAAUUCAAGUGGUAGUUCUUUUAAGGUGGAUCUACACAAGAGACUGAGUGCUGCUGAAGAUGAUGAGGAUCUGAGUUGGGAUAUAGAAGAUGAUGAUGAGCCUGCCAACCCUUGAUUCAAGGGCAUAAUAAUGUUGGUAUCAAAUUUAUUAUAUUCCUUUAUGCUUUUAGGUUUCUUGUGCAAAUGUUAGCUGCACUGCCAAUAAAGAUUGCUUGUGUUCAUUUAAUGUGAAUAUUUAUUUGUGUACAUUUAUAUUUCAAGUAGUUUGUUUCUUUUUAUUCACUCUUCAAA